GCAGGCUUGAUCACAUAGCAUAUACAGUAGAAGCGAACAAACGAAAAAAAAAAAACAAAAUAAUAAUACUGCUUAAAAUCAAGAUGUCAUCCGAAGAAGAGGUAUACACGGAGGAGGAGACUGAUCAGGCCAUGUCCUUCAUUCGUGAGCAUGACCUGCCCAUGUCGGAGCUGCAGUAUGCACUCAGAUAUGUCCGCAUUCUGCGCGAAAACAAAUCACUGAGCGAUCAGGUUAUGGGAAUCCGUGAGCCACAGAAUCCUGUUGCUGAGGUGGCGCCACCGUCAUUCGACUGGAAUGACAAGGAGAAUAAAGCCGUGGCCCGGGAUCCAUAAUUGCAUUAAAUGUUUUUAAGUUUUUUUUUAUUGAUUUGCGUUCUGCCUUCUGCCCUCUAAUUGUCAACGAUCAAAGCGCAAUUUUAAUUAUUCGAAAAUAUGUAAACAAGUUUCGCAAUAGUUGGCAAUGGCUAUAUUAACAAUUGUAAUGCAAAAUUAAAGAUAUUUUUUCUGUGCCAGC
Drosophila melanogaster (fruit fly) is the source of this 513-nucleotide messenger RNA. RefSeq lists its product as uncharacterized. The coding region runs from base 84 to 332 and encodes 82 amino acids. The record is from RefSeq and is marked reviewed. NCBI's taxonomy places the organism in Eukaryota, Metazoa, Arthropoda, Insecta, Diptera, Drosophilidae. The transcript has 2 exons.